AGCCACACAAUCGGCACUCCUCCCGCUCCCCUCCCCCUGUACUGUCUGUACCCAAGCCAUAUACUCAGCUGCAGUAGAUUGUAAUGGCCUCAAACAACGGUACAUCCACCACCACCACCGUCAACCGAGACCCACCGGAAUCUAAUCUUCCUUCUCAAUCCCUAACGCCCGCCGAGGCCGUCGUCAAUCUUCAACCUCGGGCGGCGGAGGCACAAGCGGCAGAUGAAGUAAAUGACAAUCAAGGGUCAGAAGAAGGUGGAGAAACCGAGAAGAAGGCAUCGGAGACGGUCGAGAAGUGGCCCGGAUGGCCCGGAUACAACGUCUUCAGGUUGAUAGUGCCAGUGGGCAAGGUGGGCAGCAUCAUCGGGCGCAAAGGAGAGCUCAUCAAGAAGAUGUGCGACGAAACUCGUGCUCGAAUUCGCAUCCUCGAGGCACCAGUUGGCACUCCAGAUCGAAUUGUUCUAAUAUCUGGAAAAGAAGAGCCAGAUGCACAUCUGCCGCCUGCCACCGAUGCUGCAGUAAGAGUGUUCAGACGUGUUUCUGGUCUAUCUACUCUUGAGGGAGAUGAUACUGGCACAGCAGUUGCAGGGGCUGCCUUUUGUUCCAUAAAGUUAUUGGUAGCAUCUUCACAAGCUAUCAACUUAAUUGGAAAGCAAGGAUCAACAAUUAAAUCCAUACAAGAGAGCACCGGUGCUACUGUGCGCAUCUUAGCAGAAGAGGAAUUACCCUCUUAUGCUACUUCAGAGGAGAGACUUGUAGAUAUUCAUGGAGAAGCUAUGAAGGUUCUCAAAGCCUUAGAAGCUGUGUUGGGACAGCUAAGGAAGUUUUUGGUUGAUCACACUGUUAUUCCCAUUUUUGAGAAAACUUACAAUGCACAAAUAUCGCAGGAGCGUCCAGCUGCAGCUGCAGCUGCAGCUGCAGCAGAUACUUGGGCUGAUAGAACUCAGCCAUCUCUGCAUUCAGCUCCUGCUCAACAGGCUGGGGCUGGGAUUGCUUCUGAUUAUUCCCUGUCACUGAAGCGGGAUCCUUUAUAUGAACGUGAAACUCAUCUUGAGCCUAAAAUCUCACAAUCAGUGCUGCCACUUCUUGGAGAUCGUGGACUUGGAGGAGUGCGUUCAACAGGACUUAGUCGUACUGCUGCACCUAUAGUUACUCAGAUGACACAGACAAUGCAAGUACCAUUAUCAUAUGCAGAGGACAUCAUUGGUAUUGGUGGAUCAAAUAUUGCUUACAUUCGUCGUACCAGUGGAGCGAUCCUUACAAUUCAAGAGAGUGGAGGUUUACGAGAUGAGAUCACUGUAGAAAUUAAGGGCACCACUACACAAGUUCAGAUGGCUCAAAUGUUAAUCCAGGAGUUCAUCACCAACCACAAGGAACCAACCACUAGCGUUUAUGACAACGUUGAUACAGGGCUGGUUUCAUACUCACAGUUGCCAGAGACCAACUAUCGUCCAUCUUAUUCAUCACAUCUAGGAGGUGGGUAUGGAUCUUCUGAUGUUGGGAGUUAUGGGUCCUCCAGCUUGGGCGGAUAUAGCAGUUAUAGGUAUUGAUCUGUUAUCACGAUUGGAUUGCUUGACUAAUUUGUUUCAGUGAGUACUCUUAGUACAGCUGAGAAAUUUGUAGCACGUCUUGACCAAGACUUGCAUAACUUUUAUCUGAAACUAUGAAAGGAGAGAUGGUAGAUAGUACUUGAUCUUCUAGCAUUCUUCUUGCUCUUAUAUUUUAUCUUUUCAUGUUAAUAUUGUGUUCUUAUUUAGUACAGUAUAAACAGAGUCAACAGACUCAAGUUUAUUGCUUAUAGUCAGGAUACAUUUGAAAUG
Messenger RNA from Rubroshorea leprosula, 1820 nucleotides. The record is from the annotation of a GenBank genome assembly. NCBI's taxonomy places the organism in Eukaryota, Viridiplantae, Streptophyta, Magnoliopsida, Malvales, Dipterocarpaceae.